Molecule: messenger RNA, 1346 nt
Organism: Talaromyces proteolyticus
Lineage: Eukaryota; Fungi; Ascomycota; Eurotiomycetes; Eurotiales; Trichocomaceae
Exons: 2
Coding region: 74-922 (282 amino acids)
Source: RefSeq, a predicted model, not a curated record
UAAAUAACAACCCCUUCCCUAACUGUCUGAGACCUAAAUCCAGCGUCUAGCAGUACUGCCACUGCGAUAAGUCAUGCUGGCUCGGACACCCAUUCCGGGCUUCUGGCUCCUGAUUUGGGCUCUGCUAUGGUCGUUCAGUCUGCAACUGGAUACAUUUUCCUUCGUGAACCCGCCGUCUGACCAGUCGACCAUUCCAAACCCGGUCUACACAGUUGGAGACCCGAUCGAUAUCGAAUGGGUCGGACCCAAUGAUUUCGUUUCAGUGCGAUUGGUUCAUUAUUUAGCAGACAAAGACUUAGACGAGUUUGUCUAUGUAUUCGAUAAUGUCACCAACCUAGAUGGUCACUACACCUGGAUUAUCGAUCUGGGAAGUAUGAACCUUACUGCCUCGUCAACCUUCUUCUUCAACAUCUUCAUCGAAGGGGAGACUUCGCCGCGGGCGUUAACCCACAACAUCACCCUUACUAAUACUACCACAUCGAUCACAUCGACCAUGUCUUCUGCUACAACAACCGCCACGCAUACUCACCGAACCAGUGCCAUCAACACGGCUGCAACCACAACGUCCCUUCCAACAAAAACAGGUGCAUCGUCUUCUCCGACUGCCUCAAGUAGCGGAUUAAGCGCGGGCGCUAAAGCUGGGAUUGGUGUCGGUAUUGCAGUCGGUGCAAUUGCCCUCGUCGCAGCUGGGGCACUCCUCUGGAGACGACGCAGCGCAGGUAAGAAUAUGGCAGAUGGUGUUGUAGCUGGCCAAGCUCCACCACAGAGCUAUGAGCCGGUCAGUCAAAAUACGUAUUCGGAAUAUUACAAACCCAGAGGCGUACCUCCCGAGUUGUCAGAAGCACCAACGAGCCAGCCUCCAUCCGAACUGACAGGGUCUGGGCCAGAGCGUCAUGAAUUGGCGGACACUUCUAGGCAAUAAAAGCGUGGUUAUUGACAACGAGUGGACGAGAAUGAGCAAUAAUCAAAGUGAAGAGAAUAGAAAAGCGAAAAUCCUAAUUGGGGCUGGCGGAGGCAUUUCAAUUUUUGACGUCGAUUUAGUCGCGAGUAUCAUCGCAUACGGUAUGAUAUACCCUGCAUCUGUAAAUAGACCGACUUUCCAUUCUUUGUUGAUUAUUAGUAAUAUACGAGUUAAUAAUAUUUGAUCAAACGUCUCAUCGACAGCAGUAUCAACCAGCUUCGAAGAUUCAACAAUUCAAAUGCGCGACAUCGACCUUUGUGACUUCCUUGACCGGCGAUAUUUCGAUCAACUGUUGUCUCGGAAGUUCUGUGCCGAGCGAGAGUAAGCGGAUGCUUUUAGGAUUGCACGGCACACAGGUGAAGUCAUCUUACGCCGCGUUGCAGUC